Acomys russatus (golden spiny mouse) is the source of this 2751-nucleotide messenger RNA. RefSeq names its product zinc finger protein with KRAB and SCAN domains 3. Bases 303 to 1964 code for a protein of 553 amino acids. Gene Ontology annotation, molecular function: RNA polymerase II cis-regulatory region sequence-specific DNA binding; DNA-binding transcription factor activity, RNA polymerase II-specific. The transcript is spliced from 6 exons. The record is from RefSeq and is a predicted model, not a curated record. Gene Ontology annotation, biological process: regulation of transcription by RNA polymerase II. NCBI's taxonomy places the organism in Eukaryota, Metazoa, Chordata, Mammalia, Rodentia, Muridae.
GGCCGGCUGCUGGUGGAGGGUGGGGGUGGGACAAAACACCUUUCUCCGCGGCCUAGCGGCGCCGGGGAAAUAAACUCGGUGGCCACUUGGGCCCAGUGCCGGACAGGGCCUCGGGCGCCUCGCCUCGGGCCGGUUCCGGGUGUAUGGUCAGUCUCAGGGUGUUUGGCGAUGGGAUUCUUGGGUCAUGUACUUAAGCUUUGAAAAUGGGACACGUCACAGUUUUGCUUUUCCCGGAGACAAGAAGUCUUUUGCAGAAAGACAGCUCACAGCUACAGUGAAACGGGAGAACUGCUUGGCUCAGGAUGGCUAGAGAACCAAGGGAAAGCACAACCCUGGACUCGCACUCUGCAGAGGACCAGAUGGAGCUACUGGUCAUAAAGGUGGAACAGGAAGAGGCCUCCCCCUUGGCAGAGGAGGCCAGUUGGCUGGGCAGCCCCGGGCCCGACCGCUCCCGCCAGCGCUUCCGUGCUUUCCGCUACCCUGAGGCAGCCGGACCCAGGCAGGCGCUGAGCCGCCUCCGCGAGCUCUGCAGACAGUGGCUGCGGCCAGACGUGCACAGCAAGGAGCAGAUCCUGGAGCUGCUGGUGCUGGAGCAGUUCCUGACCAUCCUGCCAGGGGAGCUGCAGGCCUGGGUGCGCGAGCAGCACCCCGACAGCGGGGAGGAGGUGGUGGCUCUGCUGGAGUACUUGGAGAGGCAGCUGGAUGAGACGCCUCCGCAGGUUCCAGAUGAUGACGAUGGGCAGGAACUCCUUUGUUCCAAGGCAGUACUGUUGUCAUCAGCUCAGGGCUCAGAAAGUGGCCAGGUGGAGCCCAUGGAGCCUCUGCUGAAGCAGGAGUCUUUGGGAGGCCUGCCGUCAGAAGUCAGAGUCACCCAGGGGGGCCACUGCGGAGAAGAUGGAGUGUCAGCUACCAGGCUCACUUCAGAGUUGCAGGGGUUGCUGAAAAUGGAAGAUGUAGCCCCAGCCCUUUCCCCCAGAUGGACGGAACAGGAUUCAUCUCAGAUGAACCUCUACAAAGAUGGAAUGCAGGAGAACCCUGGGAGCCUGGUCUCCCUGGACCAGGAGAUGCAGGCUAAGAUUAGGGACUUGCCUCCAGCCGGGGAACACAUGGAACAAAAGCCCGAGCAGACAGUGUGCUUCCUGGGGGACGACACUGUCCAGGUUCCUGCAGGUGCGGAAGCCAGUGAGCAGGACAGCAAGUUACAGACAACACAGAAGAGUGCCACAGGAGCUAGGCGCUUCUAUUGCCGUGAGUGUGGAAAGAGUUUUGCUCAGAGUUCAGGCUUAAGUAAACACAAAAGAAUCCACACUGGAUUGAAGCCCUAUGAGUGUGAGGAGUGUGGCAAAGCCUUCAUCGGGAGCUCAGCUCUCAUCAUUCAUCAGAGGGUUCACACGGGCGAGAAGCCGUAUGAGUGUGAAGAGUGUGGCAAGGCCUUCAGCCACAGCUCAGACCUCAUCAAGCACCAGAGAACCCACACCGGGGAGAAGCCCUACGAGUGUGAGGACUGUGGGAAAACCUUCACUCAGAGCUGCAGCCUCCUUGAACAUCACAGGAUUCACACCGGGGAGAAGCCCUACCAGUGCAACAUGUGUCCCAAAGCCUUUCGGCGCAGCUCACAUCUCCUGAGACACCAGAGGACCCACACUGGGGAUAAAGAUUAUUUUGUUCCAGAACCUUACUGGGAAAGCCAGAGUAGGGUGGAAAGCCAUUGGGAAAACAUUGAGACUCCUGUGUCUUAUCAAUGCAAUGACUGUGAGAGGAGCUUCAGCAGGAUUACAAGCCUUAUUGAACACCAGAAAGUCCACACUGGCGAGAAACCCUUUGAGUGCCAAACAUGUGGAAAAGGCUUCACCCGACCUUCUUACCUUAUUCAGCAUCAGAGAAGACACACGGGGAAGAAAACCUCUGUCACAGUGACCCCUGCUGUACAUUCCGAAGUUAGUGUUCCCCUGCCGUUGAACUGAAGCCAACCCACAGUUCUCGCUGACUGCAGGCGUGGGCUGGGCUCUAUUUAAUAGUGCACAUCCUCAGAUAUUAGGGACCUGCCUGAGACUCCUUAGCUUCUACAUUCUAGAAGGUGACUAGAAAAAAGAACUGAAAUCACAGGCGGUUAUGAGAGAGUUGUCUGCGAGAGUUCUCACCAUUGGAUUCCGACGGGCUUCCUGCCUGGCACAUGGCCUUCCCUUGGCCUGCACGUCAUGUCUCCUGAGGGAAUGCUUAGGCUUGGGGUUGUUACUCUGACCCUUCGUUAGGCUAAUGAGCCCUUCACAUGUGGUCAGACUUGGAACUCGUAGGUCCUGUUUUGUGCCUUGUAUACAGGUGCUAAUAAACAUUAAGUAUAGGGGUGAGAUUUCCUACAUAGCUCUGAAAACCCAUUAUUAUCUGGAAAUUCUCACCAAGGCCAUUUGUAUAUCUUUAAAGAAAAAGAAAAUGAUGUUUUAGAUUGAAUAAGUGUAGUACUGCUUUGUUUUGUUUUUGUUUUUUGCCAAGAACCCCAACUUGGCAGGGCAGGGGUGAAGGUGAGGUUACCGUGCUAGAAUCCUUUAAUUCUUUACCUAAUUUAGGAAUUCUGUGAGAGUGCCUUAAACAGCUUCCUUAGCAUUAGGUCAUUGUGAAUAUGCCACCCAUGGAAUUCCACUAAUAUUUUUUUCUGUUAAUUUUAUUACUCUUGGGAGAAAAAAAGAAAAAAAAAACUUUGCUACUCAUGUAGUGUGCAAACCAGUUUCAGAAUAAAGUGAUCAAUGUCUAAGA